Triticum aestivum (bread wheat) is the source of this 1952-nucleotide messenger RNA. RefSeq lists its product as uncharacterized. The record is from RefSeq and is a predicted model, not a curated record. Bases 205 to 1314 code for a protein of 369 amino acids. The transcript is spliced from 2 exons. Lineage: Eukaryota; Viridiplantae; Streptophyta; Magnoliopsida; Poales; Poaceae.
ACCAGGGGGUGCAUCCCGCGGUUCAUGGCCACCUUCGACAUGUUGAACUGUCAUGUUGUAUGUUUGUAUGAGCUCCUUGUAACGUCAUUCUGUUGUAACAGUAGAUACUAGAAUGUAGGGCGUCCUGGUCAAUCGCCACUAUCCCAUCGUGGCCCUGCAUGUAAGGAUCACGCCAUGUAUAUCUACCUGUAACUGUACCAGUGAAUGAAUGCGGGAUUCACAAUUCUUGUUGGUAAUCAGAGCCUUGCCAUGUCUACCAGCUCCUCCCACUCUCCCUCCGCCUCGCCUCCCCUCAUGCGCGACGACGAUGGCUCGGCCAUUGCAAACCUCUCCGCCGGCCUGUCUUCUGGUGAGCGGCCACGCGCAUCGCUCUCCCCUGAUCUCCCUGCAUCUGGCGAUCUUCCCCUAGCUUCCCACCCACCCAACACUGCCUCUCUCCCUGUGCCACCGCCCCCGGCUGCGCCCUCCACUCCCAUACCAGCCAGCAUCAUCGGCGUCCUGGAUUUCAAGCUGGCUCUUGACGACAGCAACUUCACCCGCUGGCGUAACUAUGUCACCCUCGUGCUCGCGCGGUACCAUGCGGAGGACCAUAUCCGCGUCGGCGCGGAUCGCCGUCUCGCCGACCCUGCUUGGCGGGACGACGACAACACCCUCGUCUUGCUGUUCUUCUCCACCAUCGACGGCGACCUCCUCGACAUCAUCGCUCCCGCCGGCUCCACUGCCUUCACCAUCUGGAGCCGCUUACACGAGUACUUCCUCGCCAAUGAGGCUGAACACACCAUGCACCUGGGACAGGAGUUCCGCCGCUGCGAGCGUGGUGAUCUCUCCAUCAACGACUACUGCCGUCGUCUGCAAGGGAUCGCCGCCUCCCUCGCUGAUGUCAAGGAGCCGGUUACGGAUCGGGCCCUCACGUUGCAGAUGCUCGAUGGUCUCGGGCCCAAGUUCGCUAUGCAGGCCGCCAUCCUCCAGGCCACCAUGCCGCUGCCCUCCUUCAACCAGGCGCUCUCUCGCCUCGUCCUCGCCGAGCUGACCCUGGACAAGCGCGCUCCCGCCGAGGGCGCCCAAGUCCCCACCGUCCAGCACGACGACCGCGGCGGCCACGGCGGCAACGGCGGUGGCGGCGGCAACGGCGGCAGCGGUGGUGGCCGCGCGGGACAGCUCGGCACCAACCGCAACGGUGGGCGCGGCGGGCGCGGACGCGGCCGUGGCCGUGGCCGCGGUGACACAGCCGGUGGGCGCGGCGCUGGAGGCCAGCCCUGGCUCGGCUACUUCGCGCCGAUGGGGAUGCCCUUCCCUCCGCCGUGCGCCCCCUAGAUUCCACCCAACAGCGUCGGCAUCCUCGGCCCCCGCCCCGGCAUCCCGCAGCAGGCAUAUCCCGUGAUGCUCCCUGAUGCACCCUCGCCCACUCCCGCUCCACCCGCCUCGUACGGCACACCACCUCUCUCGUGGGACGCCAGCGCCCUCUACCAUGCUGCGCCCAGCUACGGCACCGCCUUCUCGCCCCAUGCUGCCGAGUGGAUCAUGGAUACAGAUGCGGCGUUGCACGUCUCCGGGGACCCAGGAUCUAGCCACCAAGGAAGUUCUUCUGAGAUGCAACAGUGAAGGCGAUCUCUAUCCCUUCUCCGGCACCAAUGGCGCUGCACCGUCGUCGGCCUUCACCAUCUCCACACAUGACUUGUGGCACCGGCGGCUUGGGCACCCGAGUUCCUCCUCCUUUUCCCCUUUUUCCUUAAAUUUCCUCAAAACUUGUAAUAAAGAUGCCCGCAAAUCACCAUUAUGUACCGCAUGCCAACUUGGCAAACAUACACGCCUCCCUUUCCCUUCCUCCACCUCCUACACCACCGCCCCAUUUCAUUUAGUUCAUUGUGAUUUGUGGACAUCACCGGUUGUGAGUUGCUCAGGCUACAAGUAUUAUCUUAUGAUUAUUGAUGAUUAUACUCAUUUUUCAUGGA